Cyprinodon tularosa is the source of this 8599-nucleotide messenger RNA. RefSeq names its product scribble planar cell polarity protein (gene scrib). The transcript is spliced from 46 exons. NCBI's taxonomy places the organism in Eukaryota, Metazoa, Chordata, Actinopteri, Cyprinodontiformes, Cyprinodontidae. The record is from RefSeq and is a predicted model, not a curated record. Bases 836 to 6943 code for a protein of 2035 amino acids. Gene Ontology annotation, molecular function: protein binding. Gene Ontology annotation, biological process: neurotransmitter receptor transport postsynaptic membrane to endosome; neurotransmitter receptor transport, endosome to postsynaptic membrane. Gene Ontology annotation, cellular component: adherens junction; postsynaptic membrane; postsynaptic density.
CCCCCACACACCAAACCGGCCUGCCUCGGCUCAACAGGAGAGGUACGCGCGGCUGUUGCUGGAGCUCCUACGCUCUGCUUGGAUUCUAUCAACGCUGGGGCAGACGAACACUACCUGCUCCGUUUAUUUUUUUGCUAUUUUUCAUUUUUGUUUGGGAUUUUCCCGUCACAUCCAUCCGCCCUGUGUUUUUUAUAGCUUUUAUUAACCCAGUGUCGGUUAACGGGAGGAAACCCUUCAGUCACCUAUUAGCCGGAGCUGGCUAACUGCAACUAGCUUCCUGAGGACAAACGCAAUCAUUCCGAGUUAAUCUGUGCUGACUCGUUAGGCGUAAGCCGCUUGGUCAUAGCUGUUUAUCCGUAACUCGGUGACUGUAGUGGUAGCCUUCAGUCGCCACCCAUGACCGCGGCGGUUAGGGCAGCGGUUCUUCUCAGCGGGGGGAUUUUUAGUUAGCCUCGGCGGCGGAGCUUCGGGCUGCUCCGGGGAUGUUGUUGGUAGCGAAACAAGCUAACGUCGGUCGCUCAGUGUGAAGGAGGGGAGUGCUAUAGGAGUGAGGCAACACUCUGUGAGGACUUAAUUUCUCUGGUUUUGAUGUCGCUGGGUAGAACCCGGCAAUCAUUAAAUACUCCCGGGCAGGGGGGAUACAUAUCGGGAACAUAUCGGGAUUAUUUGCCGUGCCUUUAAAGUUGAUUUCGGCCUCCUGUUGUGGAUCAUCGUGGGAAACACAUUAAGUAUUUUGACCCUGGCUUAGUUGGAGAUAUCUCCCCGCCCUCCUGCUGAACCCUCUAAUGCGGAGAUCUCAGUAGCACCGGAAUCCCCCCCUCCACGGCGGCCGGACAUGCUGAAGUGUAUCCCCCUGUGGCGCUGCAAUCGCCACGUCGAGUCCGUGGACAAGCGCCACUGCAACCUGCAGACUGUCCCCGAUGAGAUCUUUCGCUACAGCCGGAGCCUGGAGGAACUUCUCCUGGAUGCCAACCAACUCAAAGAGCUACCCAAGCCUUUCUUCAGACUACUGAACUUACGGAAGCUUGGCUUGAGUGACAAUGAGAUCCAGAGACUCCCUCCUGAAGUGGCUAACUUCAUGCACCUGGUGGAGCUGGACAUCUCCAGAAAUGAUAUCCCUGAGAUCCCUGAGAGCAUCAAGUUCUGUAAGUCACUGGAGAUUGCAGAUUUCAGUGGAAACCCUCUUUCCAGAUUGCCAGAUGGCUUCACUGAGCUGCGAACACUGGCCCAUCUUUCACUCAACGAUGUGACAUUACAGACAUUACCCAAUGACAUUGGAAAUCUGGGCAAUUUGGUGACCUUAGAGCUCAGGGAGAACCGGUUGAAGUCUCUACCUACGUCACUCUCUUUCCUGGUGAAACUGGAACAGCUGGACCUGGGCAGCAAUGAACUGGAAGUUUUGCCGGACACGCUCGGCGCUCUCCCCAACCUCAGAGAGCUGUGGUUGGACCGUAAUCAGUUGUCUUCAUUACCACCUGAGCUAGGUAACCUUCGGCGACUGGUGUGUCUGGAUGUCUCUGAGAACCACCUGGAGGAGCUUCCAUCAGAGCUAAGCGGCCUCCUGGCUCUCACCGACCUGCUGCUCACGCAGAACCUGCUCGAAGUCAUUCCAAACAGUAUAGGUUCCUUAAAGCAGUUGUCCAUCCUGAAAGUGGACCAGAACCGAUUGACUCAGCUGACGGACUCUUUAGGAGAGUGUGAAAACCUCACAGAGCUUGUUCUGACAGAAAAUCUUUUACAGACGCUUCCUCGCUCGCUGGGCAAGCUGAAGAAGCUGACUAACCUGAAUGUAGACCGGAAUCGGCUUGGCAGCGUUCCCAAAGAACUUGGCGGCUGCACCAGCCUCAACGUCCUCUCGUUGAGAGAUAACCGCCUGAGCAAACUGCCCGCUGAGCUGGCAGACGCCACCGAGCUGCAUGUGCUAGAUGUAGCUGGAAACAGACUACAAAACUUGCCUUUCGCCCUAACAAACCUCAACCUAAAGGCCAUGUGGCUCGCAGAGAACCAGUCCCAGCCCAUGCUCAAGUUCCAGACAGAUGAUGAUGAGCGAACGGGAGAGAAAGUGUUGACCUGCUAUUUGCUCCCCCAACAGCCGUCACCAAGCCUUGAGAACCUUCUGCAGAACAGCGUGGACGACAGCUGGACGGACAGCAAUCUGAACAGAGUGUCCGUCAUUCAGUUCCAGGAGGAGACCAAAGCUGAAGAGGAGGAUGAUGAAGCUGCAGCAGAGCUUAGAGGUCUCCAGCGCAGAGCCACCCCUCAUCCCAGUGAGCUGAAGGUGAUGAAGAAGGGCAUUGAGGACAGGAGGAAUGAGGUCUUCACAUCCAGACCCGAUGGAGAAGAUGAGUCCCUUGACCCACAGGAGAAACGACUGAGUGAUGUUUCAAAUCAGAGCCACGACUCCCAGGUGUCCAACAGCACACUCUCUGCCACGUCACACGAGGACAAACACAAUGUAGUUGCUAACUCACAGAGGGAGGACAUGGUUGAUGGCCAGUCUCCUCAGGAGGAGGAAGACCUGGAUGAGAUGGAGGUGGAAUACAUUGAGCCAACCGUGCACUUUGCAGAAGAACCGAUUAUCCGCGGUGGAGAUGAGGAUGAUGAUGAAGAAGACAGAGAGAAUGGGGAGAGGAGCGACGAAGAGGACGAGAGGCCAGCUUUUCCCCAAGAGAAGCAGCGGCUGAUCAGAAAGGACACACCACACUACAAGAAGCACUUCAAAAUCAACAAGCUGCCCAAACCCGAGGCCGUGGCCGCACUGCUGCAGGGCUUCAGUCCUGAUGGGCUCAACUCCCUGACACAGCCUGCUGAGGAUGAGCAAGAAGAGGAGCAGGAGGGGGCUGAGCUGGCUGUAGGCACCCCUCAGCACCAUCACAGAAUAGAAGAGCUGGACGACAUCCGGCAUCAGGGCAGCUCCAGCCAAGUCAAGGGGGUGUCAUUUGAUCAAGUCAAUAAUCUGCUGAUUGAACCUGCUCGAAUUGAGGAGGAAGAGCACUCUCUGACCAUUGUGCGACAAUCUGGUGGACUUGGUAUCAGCAUAGCGGGAGGAAAAGGAUCUACACCUUACAAGGGAGAUGAUGAGGGAAUCUUCAUCUCCAGAGUAUCUGAGGACGGUCCUGCUGCAAGAGCAGGAGUGAAAGUGGGAGAUAAGCUUCUAGAGGUGAACGGCGUAGACCUUCAUGAAGCAGAGCAUCACACAGCAGUUGAAGCUCUCCGUAGCUCCGGUGCGACGGUUUCCAUGACAGUACUGCGGGAGCGCAUGGUGGAGCCCGAGAACGCCAUCACCACCACACCGCUGAGGCCAGAGGACGACUACUUCCCACGGGAGAGGAGGAGCAGCGGUCUCGCCUUCAACUUGGAGGGCAGUCCCAGCGGCACCCGGCAGACGUUCUCCACCUGCCUGAUCCGGAAUGACAAGGGCCUUGGAUUCAGUAUCGCAGGAGGCAAAGGCUCAACACCGUAUCGUACAGGGGACACGGGCAUCUACAUUUCUAGAAUUGCCGAGGGAGGAGCCGCACACAGAGACAGCACGCUGCGUGUCGGAGACAGGGUUCUCUCCAUCAAUGGUGUAGACAUGACAGAAGCCAGGCAUGACCAGGCAGUAACGCUCCUUACCGGCACCUCCCCCACCAUCACACUGCUGGUAGAGAGAGACCCAAGCGCACCGGGAGGCUCUCCAGGUCAAAACCGGGCACGAGCCCACUCCCCUCCACCCCCGGAGCCCUCAGCCUCUCCUGACCAAGAUGAGGAAGGCCUUCAAGGGAACGUGGGAAAGAUUGACGACGAGUAUCCAAUUGAGGAGGUGACCUUAGUGAAGUCAGGCGGCCCUCUUGGACUGAGCAUCGUUGGAGGCAGUGACCAUGCCAGUCACCCCUUUGGCAUCAAUGAACCCGGGGUCUUCAUCUCUAAGGUGAUUCCUCACGGUUUGGCUUGUAAAAGUGGCCUUCGAGUCGGCGACCGCAUAUUAGAGGUUAACUCCAUCGACCUGCGACAUGCCACGCACCAGGAAGCGGUGCGGGCCCUCCUGGCUAACAAACAGGAGAUCCGCAUGUUGGUUCGGAGAGAUCCUUCCCCACCUGGGAUGCAGGAGGUUUUGAUCCAGAAACAGUCAGGGGAGAAGCUUGGCAUCAGCAUCCGUGGAGGAGCAAAAGGUCAUGCUGGAAACCCCUUGGACCCCACAGAUGAGGGCAUCUUUAUCUCAAAAGUGAGUUCGACUGGAGCAGCGGCCAGAGAUGGAAGGCUGCAGGUCGGCAUGCGUAUCCUGGAGGUGAACAACCACAGCUUGCUGGGAAUGACCCACACAGAGGCAGUGAGAGUCCUUCGUGCUGUCGGGGACUCCCUGGUCAUGCUGGUGUGUGAUGGAUUCGACCCGCGUAAGGUCACUGCUGUCGAGGCGUCUCCAGGGAUCAUUGCCAACCCGUUUGCAACAGGCAUCGUGCGCAAGAACAGUAUGGAGAGCAUCUCUUCUAUAGACCGGGAUCUGAGCCCAGAGGAGUUGGAAAUCAUACAGAAGGAGUCUGAGAUGGUCAGAGAGACGUCGCAGUGGGAGCGAGAAGAGAUGGAGAAAGUGGAGCGUAUGCGUUUGGAGCGUGAGGAGGCAACUCGCCUGCUAGAAGAGGAGACGGAGAACAUUGGCGGUGGACCUUUAAAACUUGACUACAAAACCCUGGCUGCACUCCCCACCACCAGCCUGCAAAAAGUCAACAAAUUCUCUGCUUCUGUUAUUCUGACUGCUCCCAUGGAGGCCUCCUUGCCGGCCAAUCACGGAGCCCUUUUAGAACCAGCAGGCUUCAGUUUGGUCAAACCCACCGAACCCCUCACAGACCACAGCUAUCUCAAGGAAUUCCAGUUCUCCCAUAACGGGACGCCCACCAUCAAUGACAGUCCAGGCUCAGCCACAGCUGUUGACUCCAUGCCGGCCGUUUCUCCUGAGGAGGAAGAAGAAUGCCUGGUGGACUCGCAACCUAUGUGCUUUAGGGAAAACCCCUUCCUGGUAGCGAACCGUAAAGGGAAAGGUCUUCCACCUGGAGAGCAGAUCCUGUCCGGGCCCCCUGUGGGCUACGGCCAGCAAGGAAAGCUGCAGCCCUGGUUAUUCAGCAAGACACCUUCUUCUGAUUACACCAGAACAGACAGUCCUGUCAGGGAAGCACCAUAUUCUCCCACCAUCCAGCCGCCCAGCCACCACUCCUCCAACAGCUCCCUGUGUGCAGGCAGGGAGACCCGCUUUGCAAACAUUCAUUACACUGCCACUCCCACUGCUAAGGACAGCACCUCAUCAUCAACGCGGCCCGGUGCCAUCCAACCAGUCGGACGUGUCCGGUCCACCACCUCCCCCGGCACGCCGGAGCGCCGCAGUCCCAACCCUUUCCAGCAUGGCCCCUCCCCAUUCAACUCCCAGACCUCUCCUCGCGCCCCCUCCCCUUCUUCGCCCGACGAAUUCCCAAUGAAUGUCAAGCAGGCAUACAAGGCGUUCGCUGCCGUGCCUCGCUCGCUGGCAGUGCUGGAGCCGCCGCAGGAUCUGUACAGCGGGAGGAACAACUUUCACAUGAAGCAACCUUCACCAGAGCCUGUUUUGAACGACGAGGUGUUUGAUGAUAGAAUCGAUGGUCAGGAAGGAGGCGGAGAGGGUCUGACCAGAAAGGUCUCCCCCCAGCCCUCCCUCUCUUCUGAUCGGCGGGAGUAUAUGAGUCUGGCCGCGGUGCCCUGCUUCUCCAGAUCCUCCAUGGAAAUGAAGGUUCCUCUUGGAGGGAAGAAUAGCCCGGAGCAGCGCUCCUUCAGGGACAGGCAGAAAUACUUUGAGAUCGAUGUGAAACAGCAGACACCAGAGAAGCCUAAACCCAGAAUUUCCCUCGUUGGAGUGGAAGACCUCAAGAAAAUGAGGGAGGAGGAAGAGAGGAGGUUUGAGCAGCGGGCACGGGAGUACCUAAUGGACGAGGAUGAGGAAGAUGAGGAAGAGGAAGACCUGGCCAAGCAGGUGGAGCACAUGAAGGCUACAGGGAAGGUGCUGUUGGACGGGGUGGAGUACAAGGUGGAGCCUGUGUCGAGCCCAUCUCAGCACUGCUCCACACAACUGAGCUACUGUGGCAGCUCAGGGCCUUCCUCGGUGGACGGUAAAGGUGACUCUCAAAGAAAUUCACUAGAGGACAGCUUCAGGUUGGAGCAGAGACCAAACUCUAUGACAGGUCUGAUAUCAGCUUACCCUGGAGAGUCAACUGCACCGAUUCGUACGGCCAAAGCAGAACGCAGACACCAAGAAAGGCUGAGGAUGCAGAGCCCUGAGCUGGCUGUGGCCCCAGACAAGGACCUUUCCCCUGCAGAGAAACGAGCGCUAGAAGCUGAGAAAAGGGCCAUGUGGAGGGCAGCACGGCCCUAUGGCCUAGAGGAGGAUGUUAGACAGUAUGAGCAGGACCUGGCAAAGCGGCUCUACCAGGCCCGAGUGAGGGCCUCUCAGGGCACAGCCCCCCAGCCCCAUGCUUCCUCCUCUACCUCCUCCUCUGCAGCCUCCCAGCUCAGAAUGAAGUCUCUGGAACAAGAUGCACUGAAAGCUCAGAUGGUCAUUGCCAAGUCUCGGGAUGGGAAGAAGCGAGGGACACUAGACCAGCUGGCGGAGUCCCCAUCUCCUGCUCCAACGCCAUCUCCCACUCCAAUGGAAGAGCUCAGUCCUCGAGCUUUGACCUCACCCGGCAGGCUGUCCCUGUCAUCAAAGAAGUUUGACUACCGACAGUUUGCCGCCAUUCCUUCUUCCAAACCCGUAUACGACAUUCAGACACCUGAUGCAGCAGAGGAAGUGCAAUACAUCGACGCCUCCAGCAUUGCCGGCACUGAAGUGGAGGUUCCCGCCCCGCUGCCCGCUACCUCUGCAUUGGAGGAGAUGGCCCUUUACAGCAACAAGCGCAAGCUGAGGCAGGGGCGCCGCAGCCUGGAAACCGCCAUGCCCACGUAACACAACCAAAAAAAAAGAAAUAGUCACCGACAUUCACACACAGGAGAGGAGCUCUUCAAGCAUAACCACUGCAAAGACUCAAGCUUCUAGUCGCCACUCUUAGAUACUCACUUAUAACCUGCGUGCCAGUCUUGCCUUUAUAGUCUGUGGGUAAGUUGGCGAGCUCCUCAGAGAAGAGGAGAUGAUGCAGUUAGUUAGGAUUGCUACUUACAGACAAAUUAUUUUCUUAAAUUUUCUGUUUGCCUCGUAGAUCGGAUCUAUUUUAACUUGAGGGUGAUUAAAAUUUCUAGUUGUUUUCUUUUUUUUUAUUUCUGCACCAUUAUGAUUUCACUGUUUAUAUAUAAAAAAAAAAAAGCAUAGUGGAAACGGGAAAUGAAAAGAAAUGGGUUAUAGUUUUACUAACUUCAGCGAUUAGACUGUAAAGUGUCUUUUUAAAGAUUUGGGAUGUAAAUAUUAACUGAGGAGGGAACAGCUGGCUACCUUCAUUCUCACAUAUGGUGGAAAAUCUUGAAGCACAUAUCUUUUAUUCACUGCCACUGUAUCAUAAUUUAUUGUUUUUAAUCAUUUUAGUAAAAUCGAAGGCCUUCAUCCUACAAUUCUCAGAGUUUGGACGCAUCAUUUUAACAAGUUUUAACCAAUCAUCAGCAUAUCACUACUUAGAUUUACUUGAUAAAUACACUUAAAUCACAGGGGGAACUGUAGAAAUGUUUAAAACAUCUGAGAGAAAGCGCCUUGUUGGUCAUUAAAGUGCUGAGAUGCAUCAACAAGCUGAUUCCUCUCAUCCAUGGAGCGUCUGCUCAGAUAAACCCAGACCGCAGCAGAUACUCAUCCUCUGAUAGUAUUCAUUCUUGGGAUCAUGCAUUUUAGCAUCAUUUAUCUACGGUACUUCUCCUCCUAAGGGGGUGUUUUGUAUUUUUAUUUUAUUUUUCUAAAUCAAUGUGAGCCAUUAAUACUAUCCUAGCAUCUUUGCAUUAUCUGGAGUUUUGCCACAGUGAUGUGAAGGUAGCAGGUGUUUGUAUUUUUCUGACUAUGGUUAAUUUAAAUCUGAUGCCACUGAAAAGUCAUUUAUCGUGUGAAUAUUGUACAAAAACUGAAAGGAAAGAAGUGAACAUGUGGGUUUGAAACUGAGCCUGUCUGGACUGCUGAAGCACCUGGGUGGGGUUAGGCUUGGUUACUGGGACGUUCUUUUCAUGUAUAUUGGUUUCAUUGGGAGAGCUGCAAGAGGCUGAACCAAUCAGAAAUCUCUUUCAUUAAAAACAUUCAGCUCAUGUAUCUCAUGGGGAUUUUUUCUCUGCAGAAUCACAGCGUCGUAGCAUUUUAAUUUAAUGUAGGGUCUAUGAUUAGUUUCCAUGUUGCUCUCACUGACUGAAAUUCAGUUUGUUUGUUUUUUACUAUUUGUAGGCAAUGUUUUUUUUUUUCCCAGAUGGGUUUCACUACAAUGAUGCUGUGUUUUUAUGUUUCUGUGUUUCUUAUUUCGUCUUGAGUUAAUUUUUGGGGCUUUAACUUGCUAACAGGCCAGAGGGUGUGGGGGGGUCAGAUGUCCUAGGGUCGAGGGUUAUAGCUCACAUAAGACUGUAACUAGUGAAUUUGUACAACCAAAGAAGUCUAUUUUGUGGUUCAGGAAUAAUAAAUUUUACUUUUCAUUUAAGAAGCUAA